Messenger RNA from Aspergillus udagawae, 1599 nucleotides. RefSeq lists its product as uncharacterized. The record is from RefSeq and is a predicted model, not a curated record. The coding region runs from base 1 to 1599 and encodes 532 amino acids. The transcript has a single exon. NCBI's taxonomy places the organism in Eukaryota, Fungi, Ascomycota, Eurotiomycetes, Eurotiales, Aspergillaceae.
AUGCGUCCGAGCCUCGGUGUCCUUCGAAUCCUCCUCCUCCAGCUGGUCUUUGACAACAACAUGAUCAGAGCUGCCGCCAUGAAAGCUACUGCAGACACCGUAUUUCGCCUAUCCGGUCUCGGUGCCGGAGGCGCAGGCCCUAUCCUGGUCGGCCAGAGUAUCCCCGUCCGGCCUGACGCCGGCGCGCACGACAAGGGCACCCCUCGCGAGGCCUGGGGCCUCAAGUCCGGUCUCUACACGCCCCGUCAACUAGUCGAAGGCUUUGCGCCACUUCUGGACACGGUUGUAUUCCGGCUAGGCCCAGAUCCACCAAACGCCAGACCAGCGCGGGCGCAACUGCUUGACAACCUAGCCGCUAAUCUUGACAUCAACACCCGAGAAGCCACUCUGCGCUUCCCCGACACUGAUCUUGAUGACUCCCGCCGAGAAAUCGCUGAGCAGGCCAGACGUAUUGGAAAGACGCUCGUCCAGUACGCGCGCAACCACACAGGCGGCCCAUUCAAUCCCGACCUCUACCUUCGCAGCCCCUGUGAGGGCCAUCUGCUCAUCCCGCCCAAUGUCGACCUAAUGUUUGGCCGUCGCAGUCAGUCGCAUCUGAUGCAGCUAUUCAACGAGUACAUGCACCAGAUGGUCCUCCUGCGUGACGCCCUGCUGCCGUUCAAGAACUACGAGGAUGUGAUCAUCCCUGUUGAUGGUCGAGCCGCUAGAGGCAUCCGGCAUCUUGAGCCAUCCCGGUCGGAGUUUCUCACCCACCUUCUGACCAAGGAGGUCACCCAAUCGGCAAUCGUCAAACAUGCCCAGGCUCUCCUUGCUCCGGGCCUUCUGUCUCGUUCCGGCCUGACUUCGCCCAAGGCCAGCCCCGGCUACGGCUUCCAAUAUGCCCAUGGCCUGGUCCUGCCCGCUUUCCUGGCCGGUGGGCCAACUCCGUUCCAUCUUCUCCAGUAUAUCCCUGCCAAGCUGGUCGACGACGCAUCCAAAGGUGUCAUCUUCGACUACCGAAUCCAGGACUACUAUCUGGCGCCUCGCGUCGAGAUCCCCGCCGGCACCGAGAAGCCUUCAGUGCUUCAGUCCCAGAGAUACCCUGAGGCCAAUGGCUGGGGCACACCAGCACUCAGCGUACAAAGCACCAGCAUCGGAGUCGUCCCACCGACACCCGACUCGACCUCGUCAUCCCAAGCGGUCCGGCAGCUCGAAUUGCAGCUCCAGCUCGACAACGGCAAGUGCGUCUCCGUUGACCUGGGACAGGUUGCGCGUGGCCAUCGCUACGCCUACCGGGCAUCGAGUGCCAGUGAAUCCGCGACAUCAUCCAACGGUAUGCACGGCGCGACAUCCACCGUGGUCCACGACGCCGCAUCCGUCCUCCUGGAGACGGGGCACGAAGACGGCCUCGUUACAGCUCAAAAUGGCGGUCUCCAUGUGAUUCCCGUGCAAGACCCGGUCGUUGCUCUGGCGCUUCUGGGGAAGAUCUACCCGGAGAACGUGGUCCUUCUGCCGGAGUCGGAAGGCUUAGCGCAGGCGGAGAAAGCUGGGAAGGGACUGGAGCCGAAGUUUGUUCUUUGGGGCGGCGUUGAGCGUGGUGGUUUACGGGGAAAGUUUUAG